Molecule: messenger RNA, 1908 nt
Organism: Penicillium nucicola
Lineage: Eukaryota; Fungi; Ascomycota; Eurotiomycetes; Eurotiales; Aspergillaceae
Product: fungal specific transcription factor domain-containing protein
Exons: 7
Coding region: 1-1908 (635 amino acids)
Biological process (GO): DNA-templated transcription; positive regulation of transcription by RNA polymerase II
Cellular component (GO): nucleus
Molecular function (GO): zinc ion binding; sequence-specific DNA binding
Source: RefSeq, a predicted model, not a curated record
AUGAACGUGAUGUCCGAGGAAUAUCCUAACAAGCGCCGACGAGGACGCGGCAAAGAGCGUGUGCGAGUAACACGAAAAAGCUGCGCUGUUCUGGAACCCUUCCUUGUUCACUAUGUCUUCGGUCAGGGGCAGAUUUCACCGCCGAUGACUGCCAAGUCAGCUAAUACCGCCUCUGAAAAAUUGGAGAGUAAACCGCAGUCGUCGGAGCGAUCAAGCAUGUCCACGGAAGAAAUAGCUCUACCCACAGCCAGCUCUCCAUCACUUUCACAUGCCAGAGUUGCAUAUCAUGAUCACGCACCCUACAACCUGAAUCAUGAUACCCGACAGCCCAAUCCCCAUCUCGCCGCGCUACAGGGAGAGGAAGGCGAAGAGGCAAUUUCUUCGCGUAAUUCUCCAGACGCAAAUCAAACCGACCUAGAGGGGCAUUAUGUUGGACCAUCUUCAGGAGUAUCAUUUUUACUCAGAGUCCAAAAGCGCAUCCACGAGAAUGUGGCCGUUUUUUCGAAUGGCCCCAUCUUCAACUUUGGCGAUGCACCUUUACCAAAACAAGAUUCUCAAUUCUUGGUACUUCCUCCCAAGGAUGAAGCUCAAAUUCUUGUGAAUCGAUAUUUCGACUUUGCAUUUCCAACCCAUCGUUUCCUCCAUCAAGCUACGAUUGAGACUUGGCUUGAUACAUUUUACUCCGAUGUGCAUGGAUCAGAUGACUCCCUGAGCCAGGCAGUAAAGGCGUUGCUGCUGAUGGUCAUGGUUCAAGGAAAGCAGUAUCUUCCUAAUCAAGGGCCAGUUGUUGGCCAGUCUGUGAAAAGGAAGCGGGUCUUCUGGUGUGCAUACAGCUUGGAUAUUUACCUCAGUGCAGCGCUGGGUCGCCCGAAGAUCUUUCAUGAUGAAGAUAUUGACCAAGAUCUCCCAGCAUGCGCAAGUGAUCGCCAGAUCACAAAAAGUGCCAUUCUUCCAGCAUUUUCUCAUGGCCAGAGCGUUAUGUUAGCGCCUAUAUUUCACGCCAAACUCGUAAGAAUAAUCAGUGGAAUUUUGAAAGAUUUGUACGGUCUGAAGCAAAAGAACCUCGAGGCCCAAGCAGUCAUCGCACAAAAGUAUGGUGCAAGUCUCGCAGAAUGGCGAAGUGGCAUUGGUCCAUUCCUCGAAACUUCCAACAUUGAGCUUCUCCAACCAACAUACCAGAGACAGUACAAUGUCCUAAAUCUAGCCUUUGCACAUGCAGAGAUCCUGCUCUAUAGACCAUUCUUGCUGCGAAACCUGGCCUCUCUAGGAAGGCGUUCUGGCCACACGCAUUCGCAAUUGCAACAAGACAUUCAAACUAAUGUCGAGAAGUGUUUGCAAGCAGCUUCCAAAAUAGCAGGGUUGUUCAAAGAGCUUUGCAGGUCAAAGCGGAUGUAUCGAUCUUUUUGGUUUACACAUUACUACGUCUUUUGUGCCAUCGUGGUUCUAUACGUCUACGUGAUCCAACAUCGCUCGACUCCAACACAUUAUCUGAGUCAGUACCUGCAUAUGGGCGAAGAAGCACAAAAGGACCUGGCCCAAUGUGGCACUCUAGCGUCAUUUCCGCAGCGAUACGUUGUAGUUCUGGAAGAGUUACGCAAGGAAGCACUACGGCUGACUAGCUCGUCAUCUACUCUUGCUGCUGUUGCUGAUAUUGAACAUGCGGGGGAAAAGCUUGCACAGGCUGAUCAUUUCGAGUCAGGCAGUAUAUCUACAGCGCAGGUCCCUGACAGCAUGGGAAACUAUGACCAUUCUGCAUCUCCGGGGUGGAUUCCAAACUUUGUCCAGGACCCUAGCCCAGCAUCUUAUCUUGCUGAUAUGACAGGAUGGAGCGAGUUUGACUCGCUUGUUCUGACCGGUUUAGGUGAAUUGGGCCAUUUCUUCCCGGGUGAUGCUGGUGAAUACCAGUGA